AUGAUAACUGUAGUGGGAUAUUGGAUCUUUCUUCUACCUCCGGACAUCCUGGAGGAAAUCUUCCUCAAUCUGCCCCCACAUGUAGUUGUUUGUGUGUGUCGGCUGGUGUGCCAUCAAUGGAAAGAAGUAGCCGACAGGGAGUCUUUCUGGAGAGAAAGGUGUAGAAGAGAGGGCUAUCACGUCCACAAUGCUUCCAAAGUAUCCAGUGACUGGAGGCUGUUUUACUUCUUGUGCAAGAAAAGAAGAAAUCUUCUCAAGAAUCCGAGGGGCGAAGAUGAACUUCGAGGUUGGAAACUAUUACAGAACGGUGGUAACAGGUGGAUUAUAGAGAGACCUAUUAUGCCGCAUCCAAACGAGGCAGUCCAGAAGAACUUUGUGACCUCCUUUAGCAUGUGUAUAAAGUCACAAACAAUUGAUUUGGAGAAGGAAGGUUACAGCCCAUCCUUUAUGGACGAGUUCCAGCCUCCCAUCAGAAUAUCUGACUGGUAUGCACCUCGAUGUCGCUGUGAAUAUAGGAUCUCUGUGCAGCUGCUGAAUCGCAACAAGGCCGUUGUUCAGGAUUUUACUCCUGAUACGAUUUACUUACCAGAGUUUACUAUGCAGACUGGUGAGCAGUGGCAUCAGAUGAUCCAUGUGUUCAAGGACUAUGGACCAGGAGUGCGAUACAUCAAAUUUAGUCAUGGUGGUAAAGAUAAUGUGUUCUGGGCAGGAUGGUAUGGUGUUCGAGUAACAGACAGCUGCGUUGAAAUAUGUCCAGCCUCAGACACAAUGAAUUCACUAUGAAUAGAUGUAAAUUAGGGGUGUAACAAUACACUCAGCUGAGAUUUUAAUAUUUAAAGAUUUUAAUAUUUCUAGAAUUGCGCCGCUCAAGGUGGCUGCA
Nematolebias whitei (Rio pearlfish) is the source of this 880-nucleotide messenger RNA. Its product is annotated as F-box only protein 6-like. Gene Ontology annotation, biological process: SCF-dependent proteasomal ubiquitin-dependent protein catabolic process; glycoprotein catabolic process. The record is from RefSeq and is a predicted model, not a curated record. The transcript is spliced from 6 exons. Gene Ontology annotation, molecular function: ubiquitin protein ligase activity; protein binding. Gene Ontology annotation, cellular component: SCF ubiquitin ligase complex; cytoplasm. NCBI's taxonomy places the organism in Eukaryota, Metazoa, Chordata, Actinopteri, Cyprinodontiformes, Rivulidae. The coding region runs from base 1 to 783 and encodes 260 amino acids.